GAGCAACAUCAUAGAUAACGGCGGGCUCCCCUGAAGGCAGCUCUGGAUUGCCGCAGAAAUGUCCCACAGGAGAAUGCAUCUGGCCCUGUCUCUGGUCCUCAUCCUCUGUGGCCUGUUUAAUAGCAUCUUCUCUGAAAAGCAACAACACUCUCAACAGCACAUGGACCUAACCUUAUUAAAGAAAAUUGCAGCUCUCUCCCAGAAGAUGGAAGCUCACCCUAAGGCUUUUGCCCAAGAAUUGUUCAAGGCUUUGAUAAUUGAGGAUCCCAGAAAGAAUACCAUCUUCUCCCCCGUGGCCAUGACCACCACCCUGGCCACUCUCUCCCUGGUGAUCAAAUCCACAAUGAGCACCAACCACCCUGAGGACCUGAAACUUGACCCUGAACUGUUGGAUGUGCACAAGCACAUACAGCAUCUUGUCCACAUGGGGCAUGAGCUAGUGAAGAAGAAGCAACUGAAGCACCAUGACAUUCUCUUUAUCAACAGCAAAACAGUGGUCCACCAGAUGCUCCUUCAACAGAUAAGCAAGCUGCAGGGAGUGGACAUUCAGAUGAUUGACUUUACAGAUAAAGAAAAAGCCAAGAAGGCGAUCAGCCACCACAUGACUGAAAAAACACAUACGAAAAUCACAGACUUAAUCACCGACCUGAACCCUGAGACCAUCCUAUAUCUUGUCAACCAUGUUUUCUUCAAAGGCAUCUUGAAAACAGCUUUUCAGGCCAAACUCACCCAGAAGGAGGACUUCUUUGUGAAUGACCAAACCAAAGUGCAGGUGGACAUGAUGAGAAAGACAGAACGGAUGAUGUACAGCCGGUCAGAGGAGCUACUUGCUACGAUGGUUAAGAUGCCUUGCAAAGAAAAUGUGUCCCUAAUUCUUGUGCUCCCAGAUGCAGGGCAAUUUGACUCUGUUCUAAAAAAGAUGACUACUAAGCGAGCUAAACUUCAGAAAACCAGUGACUUCAGACUGGUGCACUUAGUUUUGCCCAAGUUCAAGAUCUCUGUCAAGAUAAACUUAAAGCAUCUACUUCACAAGAUUGACCCCAAACAUAUGCUGACUACCACAGCAAUUUCACGGGACAUCACAUUGAAGGCUCCCCUGCCUAAUUUGGAGGCCCUGCAUCAAGCUGAGAUAGAGGUGAGCGAGCAUGGCUUAGCUGCGGACGCAGCCAUGCACACAGAAAAUCUGCUGAAAAUCCCCCUGAACGCAAAGGAGGUCCCCGUGGUCGUGAAGGUCAACAGACCCUUCUUGCUGUUUGUGGAGGAUGAGAUGACUCAAAGAGACCUCCUUGUGGGCACAGUCGUCAACCCCCAAGUUGACUAG
Dama dama (fallow deer) is the source of this 1321-nucleotide messenger RNA. Its product is annotated as uterine milk protein-like. Gene Ontology annotation, biological process: negative regulation of endopeptidase activity. The coding region runs from base 59 to 1321 and encodes 420 amino acids. The record is from RefSeq and is a predicted model, not a curated record. Lineage: Eukaryota; Metazoa; Chordata; Mammalia; Artiodactyla; Cervidae. The transcript is spliced from 5 exons. Gene Ontology annotation, molecular function: serine-type endopeptidase inhibitor activity.